Messenger RNA from Tympanuchus pallidicinctus (lesser prairie-chicken), 1628 nucleotides. RefSeq lists its product as uncharacterized. Lineage: Eukaryota; Metazoa; Chordata; Aves; Galliformes; Phasianidae. The coding region runs from base 153 to 1091 and encodes 312 amino acids. The record is from RefSeq and is a predicted model, not a curated record. The transcript is spliced from 2 exons.
CUUGUUGCCGUACGCACCUGUUCCGCUUCCCCACAAGUCCGCAGCUUGGCCAAUUACUGAGAUGACACCAAUGUGAUGAGCAGCAAAUGGCGUUUAUUACACGUAUACACUAACUUAUAUAGCCUAAUUACUUCGUCUACGCCCCUAAGGGCAUGCACCACACAUCAAUCAUUAGAGCAGGGAGGGAGUUUAGCACGUCACAACCCACAGGGGGGGAACUCGCAGUCUCGCAGUUGCUGACAACAGCCCCAAUUGAUUCUGUUGGUCUUCGGGGCUCCCCUGAGUUGCUGCAAUGGCAGCAGAUAACUGCUGGUUUGACUGCCUUAAGGGCUGUCAGGAAAGAUGUCUUCUGCAAAACCCCUAAGCUACCAACUGCCAAGGAAGUUGGUAUGUUCCCAGGAAAGACAGGAAGCAGACCAUGGAUGAGCAGCUACGGGAUGUUGGUAAAGCCCAAUCUCCUCUAUCUUUCCCUUUUCCAUCCCCAUUUCCUCUCCGUCCCCAAUUCCGCUUUAUCCCCUUUUCCUCCACAUCCCCGUUUUCCCCCUCUUUCUGCCCCGCCUUUGCCCUGCCUUUGCCCCGUCUUUGCCCCGCCUUUUCCCCGCCUUUCCCCCGUUUCUCUUCACCUUCCCCUUUCCCCUUUUCCCCUUUCUCCUUCCUUGUCCUCAGGUCCCCUUUUUUCCUUCCAGGUCCCCUUUUUUCUGUCCAUUCCCCCCUUUUAUCUCCCCUUUUAUCCCCCCUUGUUCCCCUGCUCUCCUACACUCCCCUUUUUCACCUGCUCUCCUCUAUCCUUUCCUAUUCCUCGUCUCCUUUUCUUUUUCCUCCCCCCCUCAUUUUCCUUUUCCCCUUUCCCCCCUUGUCUUCCUUUCCCCUUUUCCCGUCUAUCCCUUCUCUUCUUUCCCCCCGUUUUUCUUCUUUAUGCCCCCAUCCCCACUUCCCCUUUCACCCCCUUUACCUCUUUUCCUCCCCAUCUCCCUUUUUGCCCCAUCCCUGUUUUCCCAUUUUCCUUUUCCCCUCCUUGUACCCAUUCGUUUUUCCCUCCUCAUUCCCAUUCAUUUUUCCGUCCCCAUCGUCCCCUUUUCUUCCAAAGCUGAUUCCAUUCGCAGUGCGAUGGCGGCUCCUGCGAGCAGCAGAGCCCCGAGCAGCAGCGCUGCGUCUUGGCUCCCCCAUUGCCCGCUGCUGAGCUCUUCCUGCCCUGGUUCCUCAUUGGCUGAGCGCUGCAGCUUCCUCUUUUUGGCGACGCUUCACCACUCGCACAAACAGCCAGCAGACGCACAUCUUUGCUGCCCAAACACACGCAGGCCUUCAUUGCUUCAUUGCUUUCUCACCACUGCUCUCUUAACCAACGUGCGGUCGAACUUGCGGCUCUCAGGUUUUCAGCAUCAACACAGACACAGCCUCUGAAUUGCUUCAUUACCCCCUGCCAUUCGUGACCUUCCCGCUGCUCGUCGUUCUGCUCAUCCGGCAGUCCUUCCGCAGUGCUGAGCUCGGCAGGAGGACAGAGGGGAGCAGCUGGGAGCCUCACAGCCUCCUCACGUUCCCACGCAGCGGGACAGCGCUGCUGCGUGCGAUGGCCCUGAUUCCUCCCUCGUCCCCCUUUUUCUUUUUUUCCUCCCUCAUCCAACUUUUUC